AUAAAGAGAUUGAUGAAUUUAUUUAUCCUAUGUACUUCAAUGGUUAGGUUGAACACAUAUCUGUAGCCUAAUCUGCUCUGUGAUGCAGAUUUUGACUCUAUUUUUGGAUUAUGCCUCAAGUGAUUUUUUAGCAUAAAAAUUAUUUAUAUUCAAAUUUAAACAUAUCAAGUUCAGUUUUAACUCAUACCAGACCUUAUGAAGUUCACUUUGGUAAAUAAUUUCUGCUAUCACUAUGACUUUCGUUGUUUCAUGUUGUGUUUGUGUAUGUACACACACACACACACAUCUUUCUUAUUAUAUAAAUGGAAAAUAGAUGCACUUUUUCCAUCCAUAUUUUUGUAAACCAUGCUUAGAAAGUUGUACCUUUAGUUAUUCAGCCAAAAAUGUCCUUACUGUUUAAACUUGCAUCAUUCUUAUAAGCCAAGUUGUGCUGGCGUUUAGAACUAUACUCCGCAAGAAGUUGCGAACUGCCUGAGUUUUCAUGCUAUACUAACAUUUACUCUGUAAUUUCCUCAAUAAAAAAUAUUUACUUUGUAAUAACUAAUAAGUGUUUGAUAGGCGCAUAUUCAAGCCAUUUCCGACUAAAACUCCAAGCCGCUGACUCGCAUGUUGCCAUCCAUGUUACGAGUCGCUUCCACAAUCGGUUCUCAAAGCAUGCACUUCACUGAGGAGGAAUUGGAGAGCAUAGUUAAUAGCAAUAGGAGCAUCUGUUCUAUUCUUCUCCACACUGUCCAUCAUCUCCCUUAUUGCAGCAGUUUUUGUUUUGGAAGAUGUGGGACAAGUUUGAAGCAAGGGAGAUGUCACAGAUACACGUGUUAAAGACUGGAUAGGGAGAUGACUCAUGCUAGGGUUGCAAGAUUUGAGGUUUGGUGUUGUGGUUUAAUUUGUAAAUGCUUUUUGGGUUUUGAAUAAUAUACUGUUUUUUGGUUUUAUUUAUUUUAAUGUUCAUUGUUUUUUUGGAACUGAAUUAUGAAAAAAAGAGUCUUGAUUCUUCAUAUUGAUAUGAUGCAGCAAAUUACCAAAUGCAGUAUUUUUUAUGUAUUGGUAUUAGCAGGUAAAAAAAAUGAAAUUAAGCAACCUAGCAUUUGAGAAUUUUCGAAGCAACUUGUGAUGUCAAAGAAACGGGGAAAGGCAUCCGCAGAACUGUUUGCAAGUCAUAUCGACUGGUAGAAGGAAGAAGAGCUCAAUUAGAUCAUCACAGGUAGCUAAUUCUUCAGGAAGGCAUUGCAUUUGCCUGCUUAAUGUUUUAUUUUUUCCUUCAAAUAUUUUAUUCCAUUUCAAAUUUUCCUUUGUUUUCUUUCCCGGGCAAUUUUUGAAUUCACAAUAGUAACGUAUGAGAAUAAUCAACUCCCAACUUGAUGCAUGGUCUAUAAUGAUAAUUUUUUUUUGAAAAACGGUAUUAUAGAAAGAGGCAAACAAAUAACCAUGUCUAAACAGAUUAGAUCUUUCAAUAACUCACCCCAAGUUUGAGUCUUUUCUCGUUUUUAUAAAAUGAAAACAAAAUAGAGUUGUCAACAAGCUACCACACAUGCUAAUUUGGUGAUUGUUUUACGUUUCUUUUUAAUCUCAUAUCAUGUUGUCCAAUGUGUUUUUUUAAUCUUGGAAAGGAAAGCAAUUAGCUGGAGCACUCUUGUACUUACAAAGGUAAAAUAAAGAAAAGUAGUGUACACUUAGUAUUAAAAAAACAGCGUGUACAAGCAAAUUGGCCCCAUUUUGUUGUUUUAUGUGUCUUUAAUUUACUUUUAAUUGUAAUCAAUAUACAUCUUGUGU
This is a messenger RNA of Cuscuta campestris, 1770 nucleotides long. Lineage: Eukaryota; Viridiplantae; Streptophyta; Magnoliopsida; Solanales; Convolvulaceae. The record is from the annotation of a GenBank genome assembly.